Molecule: messenger RNA, 689 nt
Organism: Olea europaea var. sylvestris
Lineage: Eukaryota; Viridiplantae; Streptophyta; Magnoliopsida; Lamiales; Oleaceae
Exons: 1
Coding region: 135-563 (142 amino acids)
Source: RefSeq, a predicted model, not a curated record
UUUCUUUUCCGAUCGUCCCUAACAGAUAAAAGGCUCAAUCCAUUUCCGUUCUGCUACCUGACAGCAAUAUGGUUUGAACUGCUUGAGUUCCAGUUUAUUCAUUCACACUUCGUUUUCCAGUACUCCCCAAAAACAUGUUGAAUUCCGCAUUCGAUUUGAUCAGACUUGCUGCUUCGAAUUCUCAUGCAGUUUUUUGUUUAUGCAAUCUGAUCAUAGUCAUUCUACUUGUCGGUUGCUCGAAAUCCAGGUCAGAAUUUAACGAAGAUAAGCAUUUUUCUCACAAGAACGUUGUUAGAAAUAAUAGAGGUUCCAUGGAAAGAACAAAUGCUUCAUUUUACUUGAAGACGGUAAUCACAUUGAGUGAUGAAUAUUCGUCUGUGAGUGUAUCAAUGGUCGACGAUGAUGAAGGAAGCCGAGAUGAUGAAGAAGAAGAAGAUGAUGACGAGUUCAGAAGAAGAGCUGAAGAAUUCAUUGAGAAAAUUAACAAGGGGUGGAUGGAUGAGAAGUUGAAAGCAUAUUCUCUAGGCCAAAAUGGACUUCACAUUAUGAUCAAACACGAUUAGGAAAAGUUUAGUUUGCACCACCGACAAGAUGGGCAAGCAAAAUAUUGAAUGUUCGAUUCGAUCUUUAAUAUUUAUCAAGUCCUCCUUAUCAAACAUGUUAAUAAUGCAUACUAUUAUGAUUUUCCA